Messenger RNA from Oppiella nova, 3078 nucleotides. The record is from the annotation of a GenBank genome assembly. Lineage: Eukaryota; Metazoa; Arthropoda; Arachnida; Sarcoptiformes; Oppiidae.
CAUAUGACUGUGUAAUGCAAUACAUGUGCAGUACAGAGCAAUCCAUGUCUUUGUGUUGAUUACUAUCACAACAAAACUGUUCAACACUUCUCACACACUCUUCACCACUGGUUUGGUGAAGACGCCAUUCACAGCAGACAUCGGUGAGGAUGUGCUCAACCACCAGACGAUAAUUGAGUGCCAAUUAACCACUGAUUAACUGAUUGAGUGAUGAAGAUAUUGAAACCCAAUUGGAUUAACCACAACGGUCGACCCAUAUUCUCGUUGGAUAUACACCCGGAUGGCACGCGAGUGGCCACAGGAGGACAGGGCGAUGACUCGGGACGGGUUGUCGUGUGGAAUAUGGCGCCCAUUGUGGACGAGGCUCUGGAGGAGAGCGAGAAUGUGGCCAAAGUGUUGUGUCAGAUGGACAACCAUCUCGCGUGUGUGAACGCCGUCCGGUGGUCGGCAAACGGCAAGUUCUUGGCCUCUGCCGGCGACGACAAAGUGAUAAUCGUGUGGACAAUCGGCGCCCGAUAUGCCAACAGUAACGGCUUCGGCGGUAAUGUGGAACAGUAUAGGGCUGUCACCACAUUGAGGGCCCAUUCGGGAGACAUUCUGGACCUGAGUUGGGCGCCGGGAGACAAUUGGUUGGCCUCCUGUUCGGUGGACAACACGAUUGUGGUGUGGAAUGCGCUGAAGUGGAGUGAGAUUGUGGUGACACUCAAAGGCCACACCGGACUCGUCAAAGGUGUCACUUGGGAUCCGAUCGGCAAAUACUUAGCCUCGCAGUCGGACGACAAGUCUCUUCGCAUUUGGAGAGUCAGCGAUUGGACAGAAGAGACAGUCGUGACGGACCCCUUCCGCGAGUGCGGCGGCACUACACAUGUGUUACGGCUUUGUUGGUCACCGGACGGGCAGUUCUUGGUGUCGGCGCACGCGAUGAACAACUUGGGUUCAGUGGCGCAGAUCAUUGAGCGCCAGAAUUGGACAACGAGUCGGGACUUUGUUGGGCACCGGAAGGCUAUCGCAUGCGUUCGGAUCAACUCAAACAUAAUGUGUUUGCCGUCGAAGAAUCCAAAGAAGUCGCAAAAACUCUGCUGUAUUGCGAUCGGGAGUCGCGACCGAUCGCUGUCCGUGUGGUUGACUUCACGCAAACGACCCAUAGUUGUGAUGCACGACCUCUUCGACAACUCGGUGCUCGACCUCUCGUGGUCUCAAAGUGGGAACCAAUUGAUGGCCUGUUCUUGGGAUGGAAGCGUCGCCUACAUUGAGUUCGAGGAGUCCGAGAUCGGGAAACCCAUGUCGUCGGACGAGAAGAUCUCUUAUAAGCAAAAACUUUACGGCAAAUCAAUGAAGAGUUCGUCGCCGACACACCAUCUCAUAGAAGAUCCCGAUAUUAUGAUAAUACAGGAGCAGAAGAAACUGCAGCAGAAUGGCUGCCAAUCGAGUAACGAGUCGUCCAAUAAAGUGGCCACAAAUGACAGCAAAAACAGCUCCAUAUCGGUGUCCAAACUGAACAAAGGACCGACUGAUAAGCAGAUUGAGGUCAUACUGGCCGAUGGGCGCCGAAGAAUCACUCCGCUCUACAUCCCACCCAUCGAUGGCAUCGCAUUCAAUAUACAGCCGACGACUUUCAGCUCUUCCAGCGAAACGAAGACUAAGAUUGUGAUUGAAAAACACGACGAAUCCAACAGUUCUAUGCACAGCACUCCCAACAAACAGACACAACAUGUGAUCAAAUCGUUGCCCAAUAUGGACACCGAACCUAUGAAAGUGAACAAACAAACGGUUCCCACGGAAUCCAAACGUAAGGUCAGUAGUGGUCUGGAGAUCAGUCCCAAUAACAGUAAACGCAAACCCGGACGACCGCCCGUCCCCUCCAAGGAGAUCAGUAAACAGACUUCCAUUGAACCUAAAAGUGUCACAACUAUUGAACCCAUGCCUAAGACAGUAGUGAAGCAUUCGGUGUCAAAAGAGGACCGCUCCUCUGCUGCCAAUAAUUUCUAUUUACCGGCCCUUAAAAUAGAUAAAACGGCGACAAUUAAAGUGUCGGUAAAAUGUGAUAAGAAAGAGGUCUCGAAGAACAUGUCGAUAGAUGUGGAGAAUGGGAUCAAUUCAAGCCAUUUGUCUGCACUUCGACUCAAUCAGAAUGAGGAGAGACAGUGGCAGGUAUUGAUCUCAUCCAAAAUCAUUGGUGUGGCCGGCAGUGAGCAUCUGAUUGCCUGUGCCUGCGAUGACAAUACAUUAUCGGUCUUUAAGACACCGACCGGCAGACGACUGCAGACACCGCUUGUAUUGAACUCUCCGAUCGCACGGCUCACCUGUCAGUCCUAUAAGAUUAUGGUCAUCACCACACAGGCAGUGCUCUGGAUGUGGGAUAUGAGCCAACAUAAGGUCAUCAUUAAAGGCGAGUCAUUACUACCGCUGCUCACAGACAACAACGUCUCCAUUCUAAGCACCGGUAUCACCGAAAUUGGUUCACCACUCAUAUGUCUGUCUACGGGGAAAUCGUAUGUGUUUGACGAGGGAUUCGGCACCUGGACUCUGGUCUCCAACACCAACGAUGCACUGAACGCAUGCACCGACCAAAAGCCACAUGCGUUUGAUCCGAGUUCUCUUCCUCUGUCGACCAUUCAGUCGCAGACAAAGACAAACAAAUCGAUGCACACAUUGUUCGUGAGUAACGCAAACCUCCAACAGUCCGGUGUCUUGAGUCAUAUCGACCAACAAUUGGCGGCGAGUUUUGUGAUCGGAUCGGCCAAAGAGUAUCGCUUUUGGUUGAUAGCGUUGGCGCAACACCUGUCCAAAGAGAACAUGGAGUGUCGGUUGCGAGAGAUGUGCCAAUACCUGAUCGGACCGAUAGCGUUGGCGCAACACCUGUCCAAAGAGAACAUGGAGUGUCGGUUGCGAGAGAUGUGCCAAUACCUGAUCGGACCGGUGUUCAAGUCGUCCAAAAGCCAAUGGGACCCUAAGAUAUUGGGCAACAAUAAGCACGAUAUGCUCAAAGAGGUCCUCUCCAUAUUAGGCACUAAUAUAAGACUUCAACGAUUGUAUACGGAGUUCAAGGAACAGUUGGAACAGAUGUUAACUCUUUAA